This is a messenger RNA of Rhinichthys klamathensis goyatoka, 1027 nucleotides long. RefSeq names its product hippocalcin-like 1 (gene hpcal1). The record is from RefSeq and is a predicted model, not a curated record. Gene Ontology annotation, molecular function: calcium ion binding. The coding region runs from base 353 to 934 and encodes 193 amino acids. The transcript is spliced from 4 exons. Lineage: Eukaryota; Metazoa; Chordata; Actinopteri; Cypriniformes; Leuciscidae.
UGUGUGGUGUCAGGUCUCUCGCUCAAUGAUGAGGUUUCAAGUGCGCCUUUGAGAUGUUAUGGAGUCUGUAGAAUAUUCUGCAAGUUAUAACUUUUUCGAUUUCCUUUUAUUAAAACAACAUUCCAACUUUUAGAGUACAAGAUUGACCUGUACGUGUAAGCAUACCUUAUUUAGUUUUUUUGUUUUUAGGCUACAAGCUUCUGUGAGUUUUUUUUCAUAGCGAAAAUGUUGAAAGUUUUGUGAGGACACUCCUUCUUCAGACGGACUAAGGCUACAGCUGACAAAUUGGAGAACGUAUCAGCUCUGUCGUUUUCUUAGAGGGAGCAGCAAGAGUCUGCGCUAGAGUUUCAUCAUGGGUAAACAGAACAGCAAGUUGCGACCUGAGGUCCUCAACGACCUGCGGGAGAACACGGAGUUCACCGACCACGAGCUGCAGGAGUGGUACCGCGGCUUCCUGAAGGACUGUCCGUCUGGCCACCUAACGGUAGAGGAAUUCAAGAAGAUCUACGCCAAUUUCUUUCCCUACGGUGACGCUUCGAAGUUCGCGGAGCACGUCUUCCGCACCUUCGACACCAACGGCGAUGCCACAAUCGACUUCCGGGAGUUCAUAAUCGCCCUGAGCGUGACCUCGCGCGGAGGCCUGGAGCAGAAGCUCCGCUGGGCCUUUAGCAUGUACGAUCUGGACGGCAACGGAUACAUCAGCCGGGCUGAAAUGCUGGAGAUCGUACAGGCAAUUUAUAAAAUGGUGUCAUCUGUGAUGAAGAUGCCCGAGGAUGAGUCAACGCCAGAGAAACGCACAGAUAAGAUAUUCCGACAGAUGGACACAGACAACGAUGGCAGACUGUCUCUGGAGGAAUUCAUCAAAGGUGCCAAGAGCGACCCCUCUAUUGUCAGACUACUGCAGUCUGACCAAAGCACCUCUCAACAGUUAUAAAACAGCUCUUAAAUGCAGCUGACAGGCGCCACUCACAUGCACACUGAAAAGACAAGAUUUAAGAAAAUGGAGUUGCUGGCGUUAUCAAUGAUA